UUUGAGGAAGGUCCAUACGUGUUCCCAAACGCGCCUUGGGGUGUCCUAAUCCCACCCCACAUUGACGACGCUCACAGUCCAUUACCAGGGUGGAUAAUUGACUCCCUCAAGGCAGUGAAGUACAUAGAUUCAGACCAUUUCCAUGUCCCAGAGGGAAAACGAGCCAUUGAACUUGUUGGUGGCAAAGAAAGUUCCAUAGCACAAAUAGUCCGCACAGAACCAGGCAAGGAAUAUGUCCUCACCUUUGCUGUAGGAGACGCUAAGAACUCUUGUGUGGGCAGUUUGGGGAUAGAGGCUUUCGCAGGAAACGGCACAACCAAAGUUGUUUAUGUAUCCACGGGCAGCGGAGGCUUCAAACGUGCGAAGCUUCGGUUUAAGGCGACACAAUGGCGCACACGAGUCAUGUUCUUCAGCACGUUUUACACCAUGACCAGUGACAAUUCUGGUACUCUCUGUGGACCUACGUUGGACGAUGUGAAGUUGAUCAGCGUUCGCACUCCUCCGCGAACACGACGUGCUUAAGCAAUGAACAAAAGAAAAAAUUGUGUUUGAUUAUCCUUUUAGCUUUUACUACAUACUUGUAGUUUGUUGUAAUAGAAGCAAGCUGAGAUCAUGCGUAAUGUGAGUCUUUUUUACG
Molecule: messenger RNA, 637 nt
Organism: Morus notabilis
Lineage: Eukaryota; Viridiplantae; Streptophyta; Magnoliopsida; Rosales; Moraceae
Exons: 1
Source: RefSeq, a predicted model, not a curated record